Molecule: messenger RNA, 627 nt
Organism: Prosopis cineraria
Lineage: Eukaryota; Viridiplantae; Streptophyta; Magnoliopsida; Fabales; Fabaceae
Product: kunitz-type serine protease inhibitor DrTI-like
Exons: 2
Coding region: 1-627 (208 amino acids)
Molecular function (GO): endopeptidase inhibitor activity
Source: RefSeq, a predicted model, not a curated record
AUGAAGCCUGCAGCAACAUCAUUGAUCACAACCCUCUCCUUCCUCCUCUGGCUCUCCUUCACCACCACCAAACCACUAACAUCACAAGCCUCAGCUUCUGAACAAGUUCUUGACAUUAAUGGAGAUCCUAUUUUCCCAGGUCGAGAAUACUACUUUGUGUCAGCUACAUGGGGACCAUUAUGUGGUGGGCCUAAACCAGAAAGAACUGGAGAUUCCUCAUCAUGUUCAUAUUCUGUUAUCCUGGAAAGAUUUGAUGUGAUGCUGGGUGAGCCAAUAAGAGUCCGUGUUCCAGGAAUAAGCACAGGCACGAUAUCUGUUGGUUCUUUUAAUGCAGAAAUCGAGUUCGUGAAAGAGCCAACAGGUUGUGCUGAUUCAUCCAAGCUUGUUAUUGGUGGUUCCAAAGACCAUCCGCAAUGGAGCUUGGUGAAUGGCGCUUUCAAGAUUGACCAGAUGGGAGGACUCGGCUACAAGCUUGUGUUUUGUACCAGAUUCAAUUUCCAGGCUUCAAAUAGUUGUUAUGGUGUUGGGAUUAAGUAUCAAGACGGAAAGAAGCAUCUGGUUCUGAAAGAAACUGAAGACGAAUCUCCCUUCAGGGUCUUGUUCAUGAAGAAAGAUCGUGUCUGGUAG